Achroia grisella is the source of this 5160-nucleotide messenger RNA. RefSeq lists its product as uncharacterized. Gene Ontology annotation, biological process: proteolysis. Bases 89 to 5119 code for a protein of 1676 amino acids. The record is from RefSeq and is a predicted model, not a curated record. NCBI's taxonomy places the organism in Eukaryota, Metazoa, Arthropoda, Insecta, Lepidoptera, Pyralidae. Gene Ontology annotation, molecular function: serine-type endopeptidase activity. The transcript is spliced from 37 exons.
CGCCAGUGAACGCGGCGUGGAGAUGCCGCACAAAUAAAUAGUGGCGCGGAGCAAUAAUAACAUCGCGACCGACCCGGACCCCACGACAAUGUGCAGAUGGAGAAUAGUGACUAUAAUUUACGUGGUCGCUGCUUUCAAUUUGGCAAAUGGCAGGGAAAUAAACUCUGUGGACGUCGCCACGCUUGAUAACCAUGUACGGCCAAACAAUAGGAGUCAGCGCUUUUUAUUCGACGCAAUAUUUGGUUUGGAGGUGCCAAUUUUGGAUGAGCAAAGUGUAGAAGACGAUGAGGAAGAUUCGCAAGUCAAGAACUGCUCGUGUGAGUGCGGCAGAGCAAACCCAAUUCCUAGAAAGAUGGAGUGCGGAGGGGCGAACCAGGAGAACCGCAUUGUGGGCGGCUUGCCAGCCAGCCUCAACCGGUACCCGUGGAUGGCGAGGAUUGUCUACGAUGGACAGUUCCAUUGCGGCGCCUCGCUUCUCACCAAGGAUUAUGUGCUUACCGCCGCGCAUUGUGUAAAAAAAUUGAAAAAAUCUAAAAUUCGAGUGAUCCUCGGCGACCACGACCAAACUAUAACCUCAGAGAGUCCGGCCAUCAUGCGGGCCGUGGUGCAAGUGGUCAGGCACCGUGGUUUUGAUGCAGAUACCUACAACAAUGAUAUCGCUCUGCUCAGGCUACGGAAGCCGGUCAACUUCUCGAGGAUAAUUAACCCAGUCUGUUUACCAUCAGCAGGCAUCGAUCCCGCGGGGAAGGAUGGCGUUGCGGUGGGGUGGGGACGUACUUCUGAAGGAGGACAGUUACCAGGCAUCGUGCAAGAAGUAAGAGUGCCGAUACUGAACUUAACGCAAUGUCGAAAAACGAAGUAUAGAGCUGCCAGGAUUACUAGUAACAUGUUGUGUGCCGGGCGUGCGGGGACUGAUUCAUGCCAAGGUGAUAGUGGCGGCCCGUUGCUCAUUCAAAAUGGGGGCAAGUUCCAGAUCGUAGGUAUUGUCUCUUGGGGCGUUGGAUGCGGUCGGCCAGGGUAUCCAGGGGUAUACACACGGGUGCCUCGUUACUUAAAGUGGAUUAAAGCUAAUCUUAACAACAGCUGUCUUUUAACAACGGUAUAUGAUGCGUUAGCGGUGUGCGGAAUUCUAAAUUCGAAUAAUUCUAUUUUCACAUAUAUAUUUUUAAAUAUUUUUGAACCCAUAGACAAUAUGUGGAGGUGUUUUUAUGUUUUACUGUUUACAAUACUGACUUUCACUUGCUCUCAGGCUGAUGUAGUUCGCGAUGCUCGAGGCGUGUUUACGAAAAAUUUCUUUGGAGGCGUGUGGGGCAACCGGCCCCCGCUUAUGGAAUCCAACCUGCCGAAGACAACAUGCACCUGCAAAUGCGGUGAAAGAAACGAGGUGUCCCGCAUAGUUGGUGGUGAAGAGGCCGGAACGAAUGAAUUCCCAUGGAUAGCCCGAUUGACAUACUUCAAGAGGUUCUAUUGCGGCGGUAUGCUCAUCAAUGACCGAUAUGUACUCACAGCAGCGCAUUGCGUCAAGGGUUUUAUGUGGUUCAUGAUAAAGGUGACAUUUGGAGAGCAUAACCGGUGUAAUGCAACAACCCGACCAGAGACUAGAUUUGUUCUACGCGCAAUCGCCAACAAAUUCAGUUUGGCAAAUUUCGACAACGACAUUGCAUUGCUGCGACUGAAUGAAAGAGUGCCUGUAUCUGAUGCCAUCAAACCGAUAUGUCUUCCAUCCAAUGAUAACAACCUGUACGUUGGUGUGAAAGCGGUCGCUGCUGGGUGGGGGACUCUCACCGAAGAAGGGAAGGUGUCCUGCACGCUUCAAGAAGUCGAGGUGCCCGUCAUCAGCAAUGCAGAGUGCAAGAAUACCAAGUAUACUGCUUCGAUGAUCAGCGACAAUAUGCUUUGUGCUGGAUAUCCAAAAACUGGACAGAAGGACUCGUGUCAGGGUGACAGCGGCGGUCCACUUAUAACUGAGAGAAAGUACGACAAACGCUACGAACUAAUAGGUGUCGUAUCUUGGGGUAAUGGGUGCGCAAGAGUCGGUUAUCCGGGUGUUUACACAAGGGUUACCAAUUAUUUGGAUUGGAUUAGAGAAAAUACAAAAGACGCAUGUUAUUUAUCUAGAAUAAUGUGGAUUUAUUCUGUAAUAUUUAUUUUAGCAUUUGUGCCUGUGGAACUUACAAUUAAUAAGGAUGGACUACAAGUUGCUGAAUCUUCAUUUCGAUCACCGUUACAAGUAGAUUAUUUUGCGAGUAAAAAAAUACCCGACUGUCAAAAUUGCGGUUGUGGGGAGCGCAACGAAGAGCCGCGAGUGGUGGGUGGCGUUGGUACCCCUGUGAACGCUUUCCCAUGGCUCGCGCGGCUCAUUUACCACAAAUCCUUCGGUUGCGGAGCUUCCUUGAUCAAUGAUCGAUAUGUUAUAUCGGCCGCACAUUGCAUGAAAGGCUUCAUGUGGUUCAUGUUUCGAGUAACAUUUGGUGAACACAAUCGCUGCGACCGCACUCCACCACCAGAUAGUCGCUUUGUAGUGAAGAUGAUUGGCCACAACUUCUCAUUAACAACCCUUAUGAACGACAUCGCCUUAAUACAACUGAAUAAGCCGAUUACUUACUCUCAUGCUGUGAGGCCUGUUUGCUUGCCCAAAAAUCCAGCUAAAGACUACGUGGGUACAAUGGGCAUAGUGGCCGGUUGGGGCGCGACCGGGGAGACUGGAAAUUGGUCGUGUACAGUUCUACAAGCAGAUCUGCCGGUUCUUAGCAAUGAAGUGUGCCAGAGUACUAAUUAUAAUGCCUCCAAAAUUAAAGAAGUUAUGAUGUGUGCUGGAUACCCUGCCACAGCGCAUAAAGAUGCAUGUACGGGUGACAGCGGAGGUCCUUUGGUUGCGGAAAACAAGGAUCACGCUUACGAGUUAAUAGGUGUCGUCUCGUGGGGCUAUGGCUGUGCAAGGAAAGGUUAUCCUGGAGUUUACACCAGGGUCACUAAAUACCUGGACUGGAUUAGUGACAACGCUGCAGAUGGAUGUUACUGCAGUUGUGGAGAAAGGAACGAAAAUUCUCGAAUAGUGGAUGGUGUAAAGACUGCUCAGAACGAAUUCCCAUGGGUUCUUCGUUUAACAUAUUUCGACAAGUUUUAUUGCGGUGGCAUGCUUAUCAACGAUAGAUAUGUACUUACAGCAGCACAUUGUGUUAUUAACCUCAUGUGGUUCAUGAUAAAAGUGACUUUGGGAGAGCACAACCAUUGCAAUGCGACAGUCCGUCCCGAAACGAGGUUUGUCAUCGAGGUUACCGCACAUAAUUUUACAUACCGCUACUUAAGAGAUGAUAUUGCUCUACUGAAGCUGAACGCACCAGUGGAGAUCAGCGAGAUUAUCAAGCCUAUUUGUCUGCCAUUUGACGACGAGAGCAGUUAUGUAAUAUUUAAAGCUUUUGCACUGGGCUGGGGUACAGUGUCUGAAAAGAAAAAUCACUCUUGCGACUUAUUGGAAGUAGAAUUGCCCGUAUUAAGUAAUAAUGAUUGUAAAAAAACCAAGUACGAGGCCUCGAUGAUUGCUGAUAGUAUGAUGUGCGCCGGAUACCCGGAUAAGGGAGGGAAGGAUACGUGUCAGGGAGACAGCGGAGGGCCUUUGUGUGUUGAAAGAAAAGACAAACGAUAUGAACUGAUAGGUGUUGUAUCAUGGGGUAUUGGAUGCGGCCGGCCUGGAUAUCCUGGCGUGUAUACAAGAGUUACUAAACUAGAUCUGCACAUUGUGGAUGUCAUUCUUCUUUCAGGAUGUGGUUUAGUACAGACCCAACGAAGAGGAUUAUUAUUCCGAAAAACUGCUGAUGUACCAAGUCAAUUUCCAUGGGUAGUGCUAGUGAAUACGGGAACGAGAGUUGUUCAGGGAUCAUUGAUAAGCGAUCAACAUAUUAUUACUGCAGCAGAACCAGUAUAUGGGGUUCCCAUCACCAAUAUAACGGUAACAUUAGGGGUAUACGAUCGCUGUCACGGUGACUCGGCGCUGAAGAGCGACGUAUCAGCAGUCACCAUUAACCCGGGCUACGCCCCCGCUAAUUUGGACAGUAAUUUGGCACUGAUCAAGUUGCGUUAUGCAGUCACUUUUAGCGACACUAUAUCUCCUGUUUGCUUGCCAUAUUUUGGCUUACAAGAAUAUGACCAAGUAGAUUGGACGGAUUCAUGGGCAUUAAGUUCUGCAAAUGCUUCAACUUGUAUACCACGUAUUAGCACGAUCCCAGCUCUGCCGGCCGCAGGCUGUCAUUAUGGUUCAAAUGGAGAUUUGGUAACGCAAGACAAAUCUUGCUUUGCUCCCCAGGGCUCUGGCAGCAUCCUUUGUAAUACUUACUCUCAGAGAUUCAACAAUUCAUGUGAAUGUGGAUUAGCUGGCAAGAAUCGUCGUAUAGUGGGAGGGACGACGGUCCAGCCACACCAGUAUCCAUGGCUUGUGUCACUUAUGCUCGGACCCAAAUUACAUUGUGGUGGAGCCAUCAUAACAGAUCUCCACGUGUUAACAGCGGGACAUUGCAUUACGUUUGGCGUACAUUUUCAUGACAUAACAGUAAAUGUAGGAAUGCAUGAUCGUCUAGACAAUACUUAUACUGUCCUACAUGUGAUAAAUGGAGUGAAACAUCCAUCUUUUACUUCGAAUGCAGUCAGGGAUAUCAAUGACAUUGCUAUAUUAACGCUGGAUAAAAGAUUGAAGUUUACGGACAAAGUACGACCCAUCUGCUUACCAAGAGAAGAUAUGGAAUUUAAUGACAUACCUCUAACCGUUGCCGGUUGGGGAAAGACAAGACAAGGGGCUCUAACUUCAUCUAGAUAUUUAUUAGAAACGAAAGUAAGAACAGUGGAAAGCGAGAAGUGCCGGAAGUCAUCUAUAUACAAAGACAAUGUCGUUUCUGAUACAAUGAUGUGUGCAUACAGUCUGGGUAAAGAUGCAUGUCAGGGAGAUAGUGGGGGACCUCUAUUCGCAACUCACAAAAAGACUCAAAACAAAAAAUGGUACCAAGUUGGUAUUGUGUCAUGGGGCAUAGAUUGUGCGAUGCCUGAUUAUCCAGGUGUCUACACCAUAGUACCGAAGUAUAUUCAGUGGAUAAGACAACAGACAAAUGAUGGCAUGUAUUGUAUUUAAUGAUGUUACCGCAUUCAAAUAAUGCUGACGUACCUACCCAA